Passer montanus (Eurasian tree sparrow) is the source of this 1796-nucleotide messenger RNA. It is a transcript of the gene ALDH4A1, whose product is annotated as aldehyde dehydrogenase 4 family member A1. The record is from RefSeq and is a predicted model, not a curated record. The transcript has 14 exons. Bases 108 to 1571 code for a protein of 487 amino acids. Gene Ontology annotation, molecular function: L-glutamate gamma-semialdehyde dehydrogenase (NAD+) activity. Lineage: Eukaryota; Metazoa; Chordata; Aves; Passeriformes; Passeridae.
GUUCAUUAAUUUAUUAAUUAAUCGAUGGUUGUGUCUCCUCCCCGCCCCGCCUCCCCCCCGCGCGGUGGGUGGUGGCGGCCGCGGGACGGGAGCGCGGCGGGGCCGGGAUGUGGCGGCGGCUGCGGGCGCUGAGGGACUGCGGGCGGAGAUGGCAGCACCGCGCGGCCAUCCAGGUGACCAACGAGCCCAUCCUGGAGUUCAAGCCGGGGAGCCCCGAGCGAGCGGCGCUCCAGAAGGCCCUCGCUGACCUGAAGGGCAAGACCGAGGAGAUCCCGUGUGUCAUCGGGGGGGAGGAGGUGUGGACCCCCACGGUGAGGUACCAGCUCUCGCCCUUUAACCAUGCUCACAAGGUGGCCAAGUACUGCUAUGCCAACAAGGAGCUCAUUAACAAGGCCAUUAACGCUGCCCUGGCAGCCAGGAAGGAAUGGGACCUGAAGCCUGUGCAGGACCGGGCCCAGAUCUUCCUGAAGGCAGCUGACAUGCUGAGCGGCCCGCGGCGAGCUGAAGUGCUGGCCAAGACCAUGGUCGGGCAGGAUCAGCGUGUUCUGUGCCCGCAGGGGAACGUGGUGCUGUGGAAGCCCAGUGACACGGCCCUGCUCUCCAGCUACGCCGUCUACAAGAUCCUGCUGGAGGCGGGGCUGCCCCCCAACGUGGUGCAGUUCGUGCCCUCCGACGGCCCCGAGUUUGGGGACACUGUCACCAGCUCCGAGCACUUCUGUGGCCUCAACUUCACCGGCAGCGUGCCGACCUUCAGGAGGCUCUGGAAGCAGGUCUCGGAUAACCUGGAGCGCUACCGCAACUUCCCGCGCCUGGCCGGAGAGUGCGGAGGGAAGAACUUCCACGUGGUGCACAGCUCUGCGGACGUGGGCAGCGCCGUGAACGGGACCCUGCGCUCGGCCUUCGAGUUCGGCGGGCAGAAAUGCUCCGCCUGCUCCCGGCUCUACGCGCCCGCCUCGCUGUGGCCCCACAUCAAAGAGAAGCUGCUGGAGGAGCACGGGAAGAUCAAAGUGGGAGAUCCCACCCAGGACUUUGGGACCUUCUUCUCGGCCGUGAUCGAUGACAAGUCCUUUGCCAGGAUCAGGGGCUGGCUGCAGCACGCCCGCAGCUCCCCGAACCUGACGGUGCUGGCGGGCGGCGGCUGCGACGACAGCGUGGGCUACUUCGUGGAGCCCUGCAUCGUGGAGAGCAGGGACCCCCGGGACCCCAUCAUGAGAGAGGAGAUCUUCGGGCCCAUCCUGACGGUGUUCGUGUACCCCGAGGGUCGCUACCGGGACGUGCUGGAGCUCAUCGACACCAGCACCCCCUACGGCCUCACGGGGGCGAUCUUCGCCCAGGAUAAGGCUGUCAUCGAGGAGUCCCUGAGGCUGCUGCGCCACGCCGCCGGCAACUUCUACAUCAACGACAAAUCCACGGGGGCCGUGGUGGCCCAGCAGCCCUUUGGGGGCUCCCGCAUCUCAGGCACCAAUGACAAGCCUGGUGGUCCCCACUACCUGCUGCGCUGGACGUCCCCGCAGGCCAUCAAGGAGACCCACGUGCCCCUGGGGGACUGGCGCUACGCCUACAUGCAGUGACCCUGGGGACAGCCAGCCCGGGGACACUGCCACCCACAGCACUUACACUACUGACCCCUCACCCCCUCCCGGGAGUCAUUUAAAAAAAAAGAAAAAAAAAAAAGCGUUGUUAAAUGGUAAAGCUGGAGCUCCUCGUGGUGUCCUCAGUCGUGUGGCACUUGGGGACACGAUGGUGAGUGUGGCAGUGGUUGGACUUGAUGGCUUUAAAGGUCUUUUCCAACCUGA